GCCUCCGCUGUCGCCGCUCAGUCCUCGACUGUCAUUCCCGCUCCCGUAGUGACCGGUAACCCUAUCGGCGCCAAGUACGUUGGUACUCUUCCUCCCAAGGAGGGCAGCACCCUCACUGGUUCUAUCGAGGCCACUACUGGCGCCGAUGGCAAGGGCGUCAAGUUCUCCGUUUCGUUCGCUGGCCUCCCCGAGACUGGCGGUCCCUUCAUGUACCACCUUCACGCCAAGCCGGUUCCCGCUGAUGGAAACUGCACUGGCACUGGCGCUCACUUGGACCCGUACAUGCGCGGCGAGGUUCCCGGUUGCGAUGCCAGCAAGCCCGAGACAUGCCAAACUGGUGACUUGAGCGGAAAGUACGGAAAUGCUACUGAGCAGACUUUCUCGGCCGAGUACACUGACUUGUACUCUGCUACUCUGCCUUCAGACCCUGCCUUCUUUGGCGCCUUGUCCUUCGUCGUUCAUCUCAGCAACAAGACUCGUAUCGGCUGUGCCAACUUCACCAUGAUCGACGCUGGCUACGCCGCUCCCCCACUGUCUACUGGCUACCCUAUGAUGCCCCCCACCAACACCUCUUCUGGCUUCGCUCAGUCCUCAGGCAUGCCCCUCUACAACGCCACCACUAUCGCUGCCUCACCAACUGCUGGUCUGCCCAUCACUCCCAGCGCAGCAUCCUCAUCAGCCCCAGCUGAGUUCACCGCCGGCGCCGCUAAGAUUGCCGGUGGCGCUGGUGCUCUGCUCGCCGCAGCUGCCGCCGCACUUGUC
This is a messenger RNA of Alternaria alternata, 762 nucleotides long. Its product is annotated as cytosolic Cu/Zn superoxide dismutase. The transcript is spliced from 3 exons. Gene Ontology annotation, biological process: superoxide metabolic process. Lineage: Eukaryota; Fungi; Ascomycota; Dothideomycetes; Pleosporales; Pleosporaceae. The annotation marks the transcript as partial. Gene Ontology annotation, molecular function: metal ion binding. The record is from RefSeq and is a predicted model, not a curated record.